CAUUUCCCCAUCACGAAAUCCCAUAAUUACCAGCCAUCCGCAAUUCGAGCAACACCAGAAUGGAUCUCCCAGCCCCGACUACCGCACAUAUUAACCAUGGCCCUCCCAUCGGGUUCCUGCAUGCUCACCUUUCACCAAUUCUCUCCAAAUUGUUCAAUGAUCGACAAGGCGACGACGGAUCGACCGACUCCAAUUCGCAGUUGCUGCAUCCUGCCAUGAUCCCUCCCUGAGCCGUCUGCCCAAUCCCGACCAUCGACCCUUCCCAAUAUUCAACUCGGUUUUUUUUAAAGACUGCUUUGAAAACAAAACAAUCUUCAAAGCAGUCUUCCUCGGCCUUAUUGGCCUCUGUCGAAAUGCGCUUGCUCCCGUCUUCUUCGCUCGUCCUGGCUCUCUCUGCACAGGCCAUAGCUCACCCAUUCCUCCCCGGCCUGCUCCGCGCGAGAGACGGGAACCACGACGGUACGAAGACGACUGCUACCACCACCCGAGCCGGAUAUUCCGUCGUUCCCAUCGAUGGCGGGUGUUCGGGCCCGGACUGCGAUGCGCCUACCGUGACUGUCACCAGGUCUACUGCUUCGACGUCCUUGCCGUCGUCCAUCGACAUCAGCUUCACUUCCGUCAUCACCACGCGCACGCGCAUCCCUGUCGUGCCCAUUGACGGCGCCCCUACGACUGUUAUCGUCUAUGAUCCGACAUUAAGUCAUUCCUCGACCUCUUCCUCUUCUUCCUCUUCCGACAUUGCGAGCAGCACAUCCACGAACCCUCCUAUAAUUUCCCAGCCUCCAUCGCCCAGUUCCUCCGAGGCCGUCUCCUCUCUCUCAUCAGCGGUGUCUUCCGAAUCCUCGAUCCUUCCAUCUCUUCUCGAUCCGACACCCUCUGCGUCUGCGGCUCCGGACGACCCCCCCGACACGGACCCAACUGGACCGAUCUCGUCGACUUCCGAGCCACCCGCAUCCUCCUCCAGUGUGGAGCACGAGCCUACCAUUUCCGUAUCCACAUCCGUCGAAUGGGGCUCAGAACCUCCCCUGCCGACUUCCAUGUCAUCGGAAUUCAGCUCGCGGCCAUCAUCCUUUGCAUCAUCCUUUGUAUGGUCGGAGGUUUCGCCCACCGUAUCCAGUGACCCCUCAUCCUCUCCCAUACCUACCAGCUUCACCGACUUUCCGACGACGCUUAUCACCUCCGUGUCGAGCAUUACCGAUUUUUCCAGUGCCCAGCCCUCCUUGUCUAGCCAGAGUUUCGACAACGGCCUGUGGCACAGCUCCAAAUAUCCUUCUUGGAACGGCACUAAUAAUCGCUAUUUCAAAUGAGUUGAACAUUGUUUGUGGGUGGGACGAAGACCUUGGGCACCAAACGACAUAGAAAAAGAGGCAAUGAUGGGUCAUUAUUUAUAGGGUCUGGAAAUCUGCAUUGAGAGCGCGGCGCACUUGAUUUUGUUUUAUUGGGUUUUUCUUUCUUUUCCCACAGGACAUAUUGUCAAGGGAUCAAACACGCCGAUCAUGGUUAUGCAUUACAGAACAUGAUAAACGCAGAUCAAUCGGUGAACCUGGGCAGGCUGCAUUCUGGAUUCUGCUAUUACAAAAGCAGGCUCACUGACCAUACAGUAUACUAUACUAUUGACAGCCUAUGUAGAUACAAUGGGUAGCACAAUUGACUCUCGGUAUCUCCCUCUAUCCCGG
Messenger RNA from Sodiomyces alkalinus F11, 1676 nucleotides. RefSeq lists its product as hypothetical. Bases 354 to 1307 code for a protein of 317 amino acids. The record is from RefSeq and is a predicted model, not a curated record. NCBI's taxonomy places the organism in Eukaryota, Fungi, Ascomycota, Sordariomycetes, Glomerellales, Plectosphaerellaceae. The transcript has a single exon.